Molecule: messenger RNA, 3399 nt
Organism: Penicillium hordei
Lineage: Eukaryota; Fungi; Ascomycota; Eurotiomycetes; Eurotiales; Aspergillaceae
Product: ankyrin repeat domain-containing protein
Exons: 1
Coding region: 1-3399 (1132 amino acids)
Molecular function (GO): protein binding
Source: RefSeq, a predicted model, not a curated record
AUGCUCGACAGUGUUGCCGACAUCAACUUGGGAAUUGGUCAUUUUGGUACUGCCCUUCAGGCGGCAGCAUUCGGCGGCCAUCUCUCCAUGGUAAAUCUGGCUCUGAAACGUGGAGCAGAUGUUAAUACUCGGGGUCGUUACGGAACGGCUCUUCGGGCUGCUGCUCUUCGGGGACAUAGUAAUAUUGUGCGGCUACUUAUUGAAAAGGGGGCCAAUAUCGAGGGCAAAGAUGCCGACGCAAUGCAAGCGGCUGCUUUCAAUGGACAUCUAUCAACGGUUGGCAUUCUGAUCGACAGCCAAUUGUAUGAUUGCGACAACUCUUCCAGCAUUCCGGCCGUAGAAUCGGCUUCGUUCCGCGGCCACCUAGAGGUUACACGACUUUUGCUCCAGACAUUUGGUAAGAAGGCUGCAUAUUACGCCUUUUCUGCGGGACUUAAUGGAGGCCGAGAAAACGUUAUGCAGCUUGCUCUGCAGUGGAAUCCAGAAAUAAAGGCUUCCGAUCUUCCUGAUGGCAGUGAAGGGUACUGCAGUAUGGGAGGUGGCCUUUCUCUACUCCCAUCGGGAGAUAGAAACUACUAUGACUACAUCUAUGGCGGCAGUGAGGAUGAUAGGGGCAGGGGAGACAAUGCAAUGAGUGACGAUAGUGAGAAAAAAAUAGCCGCGAACGAGAGCGCUAUCAAUGUGUCACAAAAGCCCAACGCGAGCUCGCCGUGGCUGGCUGUAGAGGAAGAGCAUGGCCUGGGUAGGACGGUUGAGACAGAUUAUGAGAUCGGUCAUGGCAAUGGCAGGUUCCUCCGAAUUGCGGCUCGAAAAGGCCUUGUGCAUACCGUCAAUGUCCUCAUUGAUCAAGGUUUUGAUAUCAACACCACGGGGAAUUAUUCUGGUCCUUCCUCUGGUCAAUCUACCCCGAUCGAAGUGGCAGCUGAAGCAGGACAGUUCGAAGUAGUUGUUAUCCUCUUGAAAAGGGGUGCUGAAGUCGGUCAGGCAUUAUCAUAUGCCACACGCAACGAAGACAUGCAAAUGAUUCGGCUGAUACUUAAUGAGCGGCCUGAGACUCCCCUUGACUGGCCUCAAAGUCUAGACCAGCGGGGAAACUAUGAGCGAACAGUCACUCCGAUUGUUGUGGCAGUCGCUUGGAAGCGACCUCGAUCUCUUGAAAUGCUACUAGCUCAUGCUAAACGCUACUCUCAGCCUAUAAUUGGGUACGGUCUGAUAAUGGCAGCGCGAAAAGGAAACGUGAGCUACAUGCGGUCAGUUCUCAGUGACUUCCAGUUGAAAGAAUCGGGUGACGUGACUUCCUUGGCUCGUCAGCAGUAUGACACUUUUGUCAUGGUGUCACAAAUUGCAGCCAUGAGAAACAGUACAAGGACGAUGCAGCUUCUCUUAUGUUAUGUCACUUCAGAGACCAUCCAAGAGAAACUACUUGAAUGUUUUGUGCAAGUUGGUAUCUCAAAUACCCACUGGUACGCUGUUCUUGAAAAUGUUCGGCAUAUCUUCAAUCCAUCAUUUUAUGACUACCUCGCAGGAAAGGCACUGGUUUCCAUCGCUUCAAUGAAAGAGCUUUUACCUAAAGGCAAGAAUUCUAAAGAUCUCGCCGCAUUGGAGGAAGAGUUUGAACUUCUCUUUGGAAGUUCGUCAGUUUUCGUCUCAGCAUUACCAGACGCUCUUCGAGAGGCCACCAAGAACAAUAACCUGGUUCUUAUAAAACGUAUUUUGGACUGGCACCGUUUGACAUGUGCCAUGUCAGCAAGGAAUAUUGCAACCCUGAUCAAUGAAGCAGAUGCAGAUGGGAAGACACUGCUGUACUUCGCAUGUACUACCGGACGCCCAGAUAUCUUUUUCGCCUUUUUGGAUGUUGGAGCAGGCACAUACGGCCUAUAUGACUCAUUCCCGUUGAAACGUGUGGACCAAAUUAAAAUACCGGCAACCAAAAGCGGUAAGGCAAAUCUAUUGCAGAUUGCUUUGGAUGCAUAUCAAGCAUCAGAAGACACACGAGAAUGGUAUCAUUGGGGAAGAACUCUGUGGGAAAGGCCACUUGAAGUAUCAUGUGGACCGAUUGUCUGCCAUCUGCUUGACGUGGGGUUGGAGAUUGACUUGGCAUACCCGGGUUUGAUCAAAUUCUUCUACGUUGCUUGUCGUCAGGGUGCACUUGUGUACGUCAAAAAGCUCUUGGAGAAAGGUGUCAGUCAAACUGCUCGGUCGGACAGAUUACGUGUACGUGAUACGUGGUUCGAAUCUGCUCUUCAUGUUGCUGCCAUCGGAGGCCAAAUGGCUGUUGUGGAGUAUCUCCUGAGUCACGGGGCUGAUGUACGUGCCAGAUCAAACCUUGGCAAUGAUUCCGGAACGUACAGCCAGACUGCCAUCGAAGCUGCUCUAGAGCGGCAUUCUCUGUCUGGGUCAAGAAAGGCUAUUCAUCAAGUCUGUGCAUACCUUGUUUCCUCGGGUGCAUCUGAGAGUGAUGCUGAGCUUUUGCUGGUAAAAGCCUGUCAAGAAGAUAACUUGCCUUCUGUCAAACGUAUGCUGCGACGUGGAACGAAAAUAACAGACGCAUCUGCCAUCAAGUCAGAAAAACUUUAUCGCGCUUUUGUCGAAGUCGGUUUCAACUUCCAUGAUCAUCCUGCUACCAUUGGCCGUCUCACAGAGAAUGCAAUGGAACAGGGAAAUUCGGGGUAUUUUCAGGAACUCGUGGAUAUUUAUGGUCUCCAACUUGACUCUCGUGACCUUUUCAGGGCCAUAAUGGCAACUUUAAAGCGGAAAGAAAACCGAGCCUUGUUCCUGAGAAUUCUGAUAGAGCAAUACUCUCUUGAUAUUAAUCAGGUCUAUGAAUUCCCUUGGAGAAGAACUCUCGAGACUACCACAAUCCUUAACAAAGCAGCUUGUGACUUCAAAGACGUUGAUGAUGUGGGCUUCGUACUCCAACUAAGUGCAAACCCCGAUAGUCCAGGCCUUCGCUAUACUCCUCUCACGACAAUUCUUGUCCGGGAUGCAAUAUCGACAAGCGGGCGUAGACCUGGGGACACACUUCUCAUCAUCAAAGCACUUUUAGACCACGGGGCAGAUCCGAACGGGCUACGACCAAUUGACCUGCUGCCUACGGGUCAAGUGAAAUAUCGAACCUUCAGGACCCCGUUGCUACUUGCUAUCAUCAUGAAUAAGCCUGAAACUGCUCAGAUUGUGAAGACUCUCCUAGACCACGGCGCUGAUGUUAACAUGGGCCGUAUCUCACCUUUGCGUCUUUCCCAGUUUUUCGGCCAGAAAGAUGUUGAGAAUUUGCUUCGUGAGCAUGGCGCUAGGGAUAACAGUGACGCUGAUUGCCCAAUAUCAGACUUUGUGAAGGUCCUCAGUUGGAAGGACACUUACGGGGAUAGAGCUGUGGAUGGGCUUCUUCGGGAUGAUUAA